UUCAUUUAAUUGUUUUCAGCUUGCUUCGCGAAAUUGGCCGAAAUUUUAAAAUUUUAUUUAAAAAGAAUUCUAAAUUUGUUUUAAGUUUCUUUUAAAAUUAAAAAAAAUUAAACAAUUUUAUUAAUUUCCACAACGAAGUGAUGUUUCGCGGCUGUAAAAUUGCAAUACAUGGGUCGCACUGACCGUGGCUGUGCAUGUUGACUGCUUGGCCUUAGGACUAGGAAAACCAAAAAUCCUAACAACCUACCUAAAAAUAAUUCAUUAAAAAUAGGUUCGAAAUGUUUUUGUUAGGUUGGCUCUCUUCGUUGUUUUCCCCCACUUUGGCGAGUUAUUUGUUAGAGGUUGUAGUUUAUGCUGUCAUAGAUCAAAGGAUUAAGGACAGACUUUAUGUCACCAGGAGACCCAAUGAAAAAGUAAAAAUAUGGAUGGAGGAAUGCAUGAUCCUGUUUAUCAUUGCAUUCCUGGUGUGGUUUCAUCACUUCCCAUACUUCCUGUGCACUAUGAUCCUAUGCACCAUUGGCACUCUCCUUGUUUGUCACGCUGCUCAGAUAGGAUGUUGGUUUUAUUGGAUUACCGACUGGUACAAAGAGUUUGGGGAACAUCAAGAAUCAGUGGAUAGAGUGAAUAAAAAUAAAAGAGUGCAAGCAGAGCAAAAUUUCAAAAACCUUCAGAACAAGCCGUCAGCCAUCAACAUACAUCAUCAAUCCAUAUAUAAGCCUCAAAUAAAACCAUCCACUACAAAAUUGUUGAAAAUUGAUGACAUGAGUGAUGAUGAAUGCGACGAAAACAUGCCCCCACCUAACAUUACACUAAUCAAACAGUCAGAUAGUGCCAGUAAAAUCUGCUUAAAAUUUGCCCCUGAUGUUGCUGAUAAAUUGAGCUAUCCUUUUGAACGGCAGCCAAAACCAACCCCAUCAAAAAUUCAGUCAAAUCACGUUGUCAACCAUCACCAAAAAGUAGAAAAUCAAUUUUCUUUCCUAUCUCCAUCAUCUUGGAGACAAAGGCUGAUUUCAUCUAUUCGUCCGAGGCCUCCAAUACAUAAUGAAAUGAGCAACGAGAACCAGGUGCAUUCUGCCAAUGUUUUCCUUAGACCUAUUGCCCAACAACAGCCACAGCAGCAGCAACAACAACUACUACAACAGAAACAACAACUUCAGUUGAACUUAAUGUUUCAACCUCGUGGUUUGAAGAAUAAUAUGGAGAACCUUUGUUUUUUCAACUGUGUCAUCCAGGCCCUAUCCAGAACUGAUAAGCUAGUGACAGAGUUAAUGAGAAUUUCAGGUCACAUGCGGACAGACAACCAGAUUCUAAGUGAAGUCAUCAACGUUUUUGCUGCCCUAACCAAUCCAGAUCCAAGUUUCAAUAAUCCUCUGUCUUCAUCUCAAAAAUCACCAAUCCCAGUCGACACUACUAAUCUUAGAUUAGCUCUUCUAUCUAAAAAUUAUCCAAUAAUCAGUAGUAGUAGUAGUAGUAGCAGCAGUAGUAGUAGCAGCAACAUCAGCAACCACAACGGCCGCAAGGUGGCAUCAAAUGUUUUUGCUGGUGGGGCUCAUCAAACCUACUCAAUGAAAUUAGUUAGGAAUGCAGAUGUAACAAGUAGUUUUACUGACAUCAGUGGCGGUAGUGGUUGUCGUUUGCUGCAGCUGCCGGGGAGUGGAGAGAAGCAAGAAGAGCAAGAUGUGGCUGAGAUGCUGAUGUGGAUGUUGAAUAGGUUGAGUCAGAUUGUGUCCAGGAUACCAGAGGCCCAAGACUUACACAGAAGAAGUGCCUUUUACAAGGAGCAUGUGUACUUACAAUCUAAGUACAAUGAUCCUGACCUAAGUACGAUUGCACUGUUGAAAGAGUACCAUCAAGCUCAGCUACGAUCAGCAACGACAACAACAGCAGCAGCACUAGAACACGAACUCACAUUAGCUGAUCUUGACUGGCUGCUCUACAAACAACAGGCUCCCAUCACUCUUGCUACAUGCUCUAACAUCGAAGAACGACACAGCAACUACAAUUCAACUACAACAGCCACAACAGCAGCCACAACAAUCAUAGAUGAUCUAUUUACAGGGCAGUUAUCAUUCUCAAAUCGUUGCAUUCGUUGUCGCCAGAUUUCCGCGACGACGGAUGUUUUUAAGGUUCUACCCGUUGCCGUUCCCGCAGAUGAUUCUAGAAUCGUCUCUAUCGAACAGUGCCUACAAAAUCUGACGGUUGCAGAUAGCGUCAGUACUGAUUCCAAUGGAAAUGUCUGCCAAUUUUGUGUCUCCAGCAUGACCCCAAAUAAAGAUUUAAAUAGAUCAAGAUCGCUAAUCAGUAGCAGCAGCAGAGAUAAUGUUUUAGCCUCGUCACCAGUGAGUAAUGAGGGAACCUUACCAGCUUUUGAUAACCACACAAUGCUCGAUCUGUUGUCUCCCAUUAAGAAAAACGAUGGCGGCGCCGUUGUUGACGGGUCAAAGUUCAAUCUGGGGUCAAAUGAAGUUCUUAACCUUGACUCUCGAUCACGCUCGCCAUUGGCCUCCUUAUCAUGCGUCAGACAAACGACAAUCACACGAAUACCUGAGUACCUCGUGAUACAACUCAUGAAAUUUCAAGUCCAAUCGAUCGAACCCACCACAAAUUCGCACAUCCCUGCUACUACGUCUAAAUUGGUGACCAAAGUUAGACUGACCAGUAGGCCAAUGGAUGUGGGUUCGUUAACGAUGCGAUGUCGUAGAGGUCAAGAUGGUAUCAAGAUCAUGCACCGAUUGUAUGCCGUCAUAUUGCACUCUUCUUCUCGCGAUGAUCGCAACACAUCGGAAGGUCACUACAGGGCGUUGAUAUGCAGUAACCAAUCAACGUGGCAUCUAGUUGACGACGAAACCGUGCAUUACAUUGAGAAUAUCGAAGAUUUACUACAGAACACCUACGUACAACAAAAUGCUUACCUACUUUUCUAUUGUAAAGUUGUCUGA
This is a messenger RNA of Helobdella robusta, 2939 nucleotides long. RefSeq lists its product as hypothetical. The record is from RefSeq and is a predicted model, not a curated record. Bases 279 to 2939 code for a protein of 886 amino acids. The transcript is spliced from 7 exons. NCBI's taxonomy places the organism in Eukaryota, Metazoa, Annelida, Clitellata, Rhynchobdellida, Glossiphoniidae. Gene Ontology annotation, cellular component: cytosol; nucleus. Gene Ontology annotation, biological process: protein deubiquitination. Gene Ontology annotation, molecular function: cysteine-type deubiquitinase activity; cysteine-type endopeptidase activity.